This is a messenger RNA of Eupeodes corollae, 5499 nucleotides long. Its product is annotated as formin-J-like. The coding region runs from base 774 to 5102 and encodes 1442 amino acids. The transcript is spliced from 9 exons. The record is from RefSeq and is a predicted model, not a curated record. Lineage: Eukaryota; Metazoa; Arthropoda; Insecta; Diptera; Syrphidae.
UGUCAAAAGUUCGCCACCAGUGAGUUCCUUAAUCAAUUUGUGCUAAAUUUCAUUUACCCUCAAAAUUUUUCGCACAAAAUCAAAUGUGAUUGCUCAUUACAAAGUGCUUUACAUAUUCGUGACUAAAACAAAAGAUUAAGUGAAUUCCUUAAUUAAAUAUUUCUUUUAAAUCACAAAAAUUAUAAGAAUCUGCAUGAGUCGCCGGCGUCUCGUUUUGUGUUUUGUUUCUUCCACACGUCGUCGUUCUUCUCGUACUCAUCUGCAUCUCAUCGCCAAUCGUCGAUCUCGAUGAGAAGUUGACUUGAGAAGCAGAAGAAAAUUAUUUUCCAAUUUCCAUGUAAAAUUAUAAAAUAAAAUAGAAAAUAGAAGACAAGAAAAAUUUACAAGAUUUUGUGUGGUUUGUCUUAUGUUGUUGUCCUUUUCAUCUGAGUGCAAUUCGCGGUAAAUUUACCCCGACCCCCGUUUGAUUGUUGUUUAUUGGAAAAAUUAAUAGAAUAUGUUAAUAUAGUGGGCUCUGUUGCACAAUCAAUUAGUGAUUGGGUUUUGCUGGAAAUAAAAAGAGAGAAGAAGAAAAAAAUCCCUUUUUUUUCUAUUGGAAUUGCGUUUGACACUUGAAAUUAAAAUUUGACAGCUGCAUUAGCAUCAUAGAGCAGCAGCAGCAGAGAGUGUUUUAGUGAUACAGUAGUGGGGUGGAAAUUCUCCUCCUCCUUGCAACCGCGCGGUUGUUUGUACAUCUUAUCUUCAAAUUCAAUUAAAAAAGAAAAUUUACAAUAAUGGAGGAUAGUGAAAAAGUUGAAAUUGUCGCUAAAAGUGAUGAAGAAAAAGACACAAAACCCGAGGAGGUUGAAGAACCGCAAGAAAAACCUAAAGAAGCGGAGGUGGUGGUGAGUGUGGAAAAGGCUGCGACAGAGGAACCUAUCCCAGAACCAGAAGUAAAGUCUGACCCAGUCAUUCCGGAAGUAGCGGAGAGUCCAGCUAAGUCGUCACAAGAAGAAUCGACGGAAGUCGAUGUAAAAGUGAAAGAAGAAGUGGUGGUUGCUGCAGUGGUGCCAGAUGAAAAGCCAAAGGAAGAAGUCCUAGAGCCUCCCAUAGCGAUUGAAGAGUGCGACACAGGAGGUGAUGAGGUUCCAGAUAUUCCGGCUGCUCUGAUUCCUUUGGGGGAGGAUGCAGAAGCAGUCCCUGCAAGUGAAAAAUCAGGGGAUGAACCUGUGCUCCUGGCGGAGCUAACUUCAUUUAUGCCGGAGCCGGAUCAGCAAGUCGUGAGCAGCGGCAGUAAGCUUAGCUCAGAAGUUGUAGCUCUCGACGACGAUGAUGACGAUGAAGAUGAUGAUGGUUUUGCAGCCGAAGACGAAGUUGAUGAUUCCGAUGACCGAGACGAUGAGGAGGAUGAAGAUGAUGACGUCGAGGGAGUCAGCAAUGAAGCCCUGAACGACGACGACGAGGAGGAGGAGGAUGAUGAGUACUCAUACGGUGAUUUGGACAGCGAAAAGAAGGACACUAAAUCAUCGCGGGAAGUGCUUGAGACGGAAGACGUCGAUGUGGACGAUGACUACGAUGAAGACGAUGACGAGGAUGAAGAUAUGGUUGACUUGAAGGAGGACGACAGUUUGGGAGCAGUUGUAAUCGGAUCAUCGGACGAAGACGAACCUCCAGUUCCUAAAGUGGCACCCAAAGGAGCAUCACAGCAGCAAAAACAGUCUGACAUCGAAUUGGAUUAUGAUGAAGAUGAGGAUGACGACGACGAGGACGAAGAUGAGUACGAUGAUGAUGACCUUAUGAAUGCUGUUGUCACAUCGGCAACCAAAAGCUUAUCACCAGUUAAGAAACGUCAACGUUCCGAGUCACCAGUUGCGGAGGCACGAAAAAGGGAAGCCCAUCAAAUUAGUGUUCUGAGAAGGAGGAUCAACUAUGGCAGGAUCGCCAAAAGGAAGUCAUUGCAUUGGUUAUACAACAAAAAGAUACGAGAAGCUUAUAAAUUGAUUCUACCAAAAAGAAAACCUCUCAACUCGAGCGAAGCAGCAAUGCGAAGUGACCAAUUGGGUGGACUAUUGCAUUUAAAAAUUCCAUCUCCAGCCGUAACAUUAAUUGGUCAACGAGCUGCUAUUAAAGCAUCAACCUCAACUCCAAUAAUACCUCGAGUUGAGUCAACUAGACCAGGUCCAGCAUCUAGAACUCAGCAUAGAGUGACGAAAAAACCUCAGCAAGAAUGUGUUAUUGAUUUGGAUUCAUCACCAGAAAAGACCCAAGAUAAAAUAAUACCUCGUCAGAGUCAUCAUCAAAGUGACGAUCAAAGGAAAUUAGACUUUGAUUUGAAGAAGCCACCUGAUAAUAUUAAAACAAAAGCUGAAGAGGAAGAACAAAAACAACAAAACAUCGAAGAAGAACAAGCAGAAGAACCACCUACAAAAAUGCAACAAACCGAUAAAGUUCGUGAUAGUAUACAAAAAUCCACCGAAGAAGUAGAAGAGGUCAAGACCACGGUAGUGGAUCGUUUAAAAUGUGAACAAAACAAAGAAAACCUGCAGAGUAAUGAUGCUCUCAAAAAGGACAGCGGCGGCGAUGAAGUGGUGGCGAUGAAAGUGGAGACAGAAGUCAAGGAUGCCGCAGCACCAACAGAAAGCAUGGAUACAAGUGAACCAGAGACAAACGAAAGCACAAUCAAGGCUGCAAGUUUGGCAAUUUCAUCAAUGACAUCUCUCAAAACUGACAUUAAAGAGGAGAAGCUAGACAAAGACACAGAGCCAACAACUCCAGUGGUAGUGGAAGAAAUCUCCGUAGCUUCAAAAGUGACAAUCGAAGAUGUACCAGAGAAAGAAGCAGCUGCCUCACCGCAUCCAGUGACAGUGGGAGGAGGAGGCGCCAAUAAACGCCGUCGAUCGUCUUCGUCCUCUGCUGCUGCUGCAGAUAAAGCCAAGAUAUCAAAAUCUGCUGCCGGUACAGCAGAAGCCAACCAAGACGAUGACGAAGAAUACAUUCAUCCGACAAAGAAACUUCGUGAAGAGCUACAAAACGCCUAUCCCGCCCAUGAUCGCAUUCUCAAUGAAUACAUUGAGAAAACUUCAAAUGACUCUAUUGAUACUAUUCAGCGGCACAUCGAUCAAAUGGUUUCCGAGAUUCAUACACUCAAUGACAUGAUCAAAGCCAAAGAAGUCGAAUGGAAUAAUAUGUUGAAUCUUAAAAAGGUCAAAGAAGAAAUAUGCUUUCGGCUAACAAGACGAAAGCAAUGCCUAGAAAUAAUGUCAACUAAAGUAGGGGAAACUGGACGUUCAGCUGGACUGGAUGAAGAUUAUGCGGGCAAUGAGUCUGCAAUGAUUUUGGCUAAAAGUACACCAGCAGCCAAACAAAAUAUCCAAUUGUCAUCGACACCAAUCCAAGCAGCUAUUAAUUCGUUGAGCAGUAAUAUUUGUAAUUUUACGGCGGUAAGCAGUUCGUCGUCAGCGCAACCAACAACUGCCCAGCUAAUCAUACAAAAUAGAGCAAAUAUGAAGAGUUCAGAUUUGGUCAAAGAAAAGGCAAACACAUUGAGACUGCAUCGCCUUCUUGUUUCUAGAAAUAUCCUCCCGAAGCCCAACACAUCAUCGCCCAACACAUCAAAUUCUGCUCCUAAUAGCAGUCAACAGCAGCAGCAACAACAACAGCAACAACAACAAAAUUUAACAUCAAAUGGUCCAACAUCAACACAACCCAAUGCCAGCAAUCAACCAAUUCUCAAUAGUUACUUAACAGCAACAGAUAGUGUCCAGCAACUUGUCGAUAUGAUGAAUGGCCAUCACAAUCACAGUGGACUACAGAAUGGUGGAAGUAGUGCUGCAAGCAACAAUCAAGCAGCAGCGGCAGCAGCAAUGGUUGGAAGACAGGGACCAUUCAAAGAUGUGCGCAGCAUUAUUGCAGAUUUCAGACAACAGCACCCGGAGGUGGUGCCACGCCGAGGCAGAAGAGUAAAGACUAAUAACAAUAAUUCCAACUUAUCGGAUUCCAAUACGAUUCUGGGGAACGCUUUGAAAUCUGAUACGAAUUCCCGCCCAUCAAGUAAUGAUUCAUCUUCGCAAAGUAUGACCAACACAAAUCAAGUGACAACAAAUCACAAUAGUGUGAAUUCCUUUAAAGAUGUCCUAGCACCAUUUUCGAAAUCUCAAGGAGCUGUCCGAUCGGCUGGCGGACAACAACAGAAUCCUCCUUAUCCAGAAGUUACACUGCAUCCAGUCUCGACGCCAUUAAAUGCGUCCGGGGGACAAGAUCAGCCUACUGGUUCUCUUCUUCAUGGAAUUCUUACUAAGUUCUCUCGUCCGAAUGAGUCUGCCAAUACCAAAUCAGCUGCAAAUCAAGCAUCAGCAAAUUACAUAAGUAAUUUCUCGCCAACUCUCGCCAGGCUAUUGACAGCCCCAGAACGCAUAUCUCCUAGUGGAACUGGAUCUGGGCCCAUGCAGAGCCACCACAAUUCAUCAAUAGGAGUGGUUGCGGAUGGCGGCAACAACAUCAAUAGCAGCAAUGCUCACCACUCUAUGCCGAGCUUCGGAGUGAACCUAUCGAAGGUGGUUGGUCACAAUAGUGAAAUUACAAUUACACCGGUAUUGAAUUCCAUGCAUCAGCAGUCGAUAUUGCAACAGCAGUUACAACAACAACAAAUCAAGGAUGCACUAACUCGAGCUGCAGCUGCUGUUGGUGCUAGUAACAGUGCCAAAGAUGAGCAUUUUCUUAAACUUUCAUCUUUUAUAACGCCAUCUGCUCCUAAUAAUGAUGACGAUGCCGAGGACAGUGUUGAUCGGCUGGUAAUUGAUGAAGGUGAAUUAAUGACGGGAGGUGAGGAACAUCAACGAAUCGCACCGCAUGCCAUUGGCCAAGAGUUCAAUGAGAAUGAAGUUCCUGUUUGUCAAGGAUGCAAGAAACACGAAGCUCAAUUUGUGUGUGCCGGUUGUGGAAAUCAAUGGUAUUGCAGUCGAGAGUGUCAGGUUACAGCGUGGGAUGAUCACUCGGAAGUUUGUACAGCUACCAAACAGAUCAGAAAUAAUUUUAAUAUGUUGAAAUCUAGAGAUUUAGAGAAAGAUGAAGAAUAUUUAAUUAUCAGGCGAAGAAAGAGAAAUAAGUUUCCCCAGUUUUACUGAAUGUUUAGAAUAAUCAAAAAAAAAAAUAAAUUAUGAUACAAUUCAGAAAAAGUAAAGAACAAAAAAAAAACACCGUGUUAUAUGUCAAGAUAAAUAAAUUAAAAAAAAAAUGAUACACUUAACAAUUUAUAAUAAAACAAAAUAAUUAAAACAAUAAAAAACAGAACAUUUUUAAAUUAACGCACGUACAUCGUACACAAAGGUAGAAUAUGCUUUUUUUUAACAAAACUAUUAUACGUGUGUUUAUGUUUUCCUAUUAUUAAAAAAAUAUAUAAAAUUAAUUAUUGCAUAUGUAUAAUUAAAAUAUUUUUGUUUGUUUAAAAGUAUAUAAGUAUGUAUUUGUAUAGAAGAACAAAAAUAAAAUAUUCCCUUGAAAAUAAAAAACAACAAAAAUAAU